This is a messenger RNA of Closterium sp. NIES-67, 1726 nucleotides long. The record is from the annotation of a GenBank genome assembly. Lineage: Eukaryota; Viridiplantae; Streptophyta; Zygnematophyceae; Desmidiales; Closteriaceae.
UUCUUAGGUUCCGUCGGCAGGGCCCGGGGUGUGAGUUUGGCAGGUGUUGCCUGGAGUUCUCGCAGCUCUGUUUUAAGCUGCGUGCUUUCUUGACUGCUGCUUGCUGCUUCUUCUUAGAGGCAGAUCAGGAGUUUCUUUCCGUGCAAGCGCGCCGAUUCCGGUGUUCUAGGCGUGCUUACUACGACACCAGCCGGCCGCCAGCUAAACGGAUCUCACUUCCGCUGCACCUCCUCCCGCCGCCCUUGUCGAGACGUCUCAAAACUUGCUGCUUCCUCAUCCCUCCGUGCCCCUCAGGCGGCCUCAGGCGCCUGCCUACUACGACACCAGAGCCGGCCUCCACCUAAACGGAUUUCACUUCCGCUGCACCUCCUCCCGCCGCCCUUGCUUGAUCCAUCCUCUCUUUUUUUCACGAAUCCGGGACGUCGGAUCAAUUCUCGCCCGCAACACCACCAACGAUCCAGAUUCUACCGAAUUUGCAGCACCCAACGCCAGCACUGACUCUUCGCUUUCCCUUCCGCUGCAACUUCCGCUUUCCCUGUCACUCUCCCACUGUCUCUCCGCUAGUCGCCUGCAUUCCCGCACAUUCCCCCCAACGCGCGCAAACACCUUCCGCCGAUGUUCCGCUUCCUGUCGUCCGCCUCCGCGCGGCGAUUCAGGCGAGCCGAGAGUGCCGCUGCUCGGGCUAGCGACUCUCUCUUGCGCCCUUUCCGGGAUGCGACGGUCUGCCAGCAGACCAGACUAGCCUCCUCAACGCCAGCUGCAUCCUCUGUUGGAGCAGCAGGAGCUUCAGGGGCUUCAGGAGCUGCUUCAGGUGCUGCGUCAGGUGUUUCGUCAGGAGUUUCGUCUGGAGCGUCUAAGAUCGCAGCCAAGGCGGGCGUUGAGAUCCCGUCAUUCGCGGAGUCCAUUCAAAGGAGGUUCGGAUCAGUGGACGGCCGGGAUUUCGUCCUGCUGACCGCCGGGCUCGCGCUUGCUGGCCUCAUUGGGGAGCGCAUUCUCUCGGACCGCCACACUUCCGCAUCUGCUUCAGCAGCAAGAUCCCACCACCCACCAGCACCACCAUCCCCAUCGCCAUCACAAGCCACAACAACACCUGAGGCCGACACAGCCACUGCACCUGCAACUCCCCAGCCUGAGGCUGCCGAAGCUGACGCAUCGCCAGGCUCGGCAGACGCAGGCUCGGAGGAGGUCCUGUAGCUGUGGUAGUGGAAAUAGAGGAGGUUGAGAGACCCCCUCUUGCUGACGCUGUGGACGCUGCUGCUGAGUAUGUGGCCGAACUAGAGGCUAAGGCAGAGGAGAAAGCACAGGAGGUGCUUGAGAGACCCCCCCUUGCUGACGCUUUGGACGCUGCUGCUGGGUAUGUGGCCGAGCUAGAAGCAAAGGCAGAGGAGAAGGCGCAGGAGGUGCUUGAGAGACUUCCUCUUGCUGACGCUGUUGAUGCUGUUGCUGGUUAUGUGGCCGAACUAGAGGCAAAGGCAGCGGAGAAGGCACACGAGGUGCUCGAGAGACCCCCUCUAGCCGAUGCUGUGGAUGUCCUCUCCGCAUACGUUGCAGAGCUAGAGGCGAAAGGAGCGGAGGUAACGAGAGAAAUGGAGGAAAAGGCGGAAGAGGUGGUGAGAGCAGUCGAGAAGGAGGUGGCAAGAGCAGGGGAGAGGGUUGCAGAAGCUGGGAAGGAGGUGGGCGAAGCAGUGAGUGCACUGGGCGAGUCACUGGCUGAAGAUGUGAAGGC